ACGCGUAGAGCCUGCCCUAAUCCUUCCUCGACCAAUCAACGAGAAGAAAUGGGCGGAAAUACAGUAGUCUCUAAUACCAGCAGCAAAUGUUACAAAGUAAAUAUCUUGAAUGUAUGGAGGACUACAUGGCGACUGUAUUUGCAUAGUUUAAAGAGGCGGUACAUAGAUAUAUUACUACUUAACUUAAACUUUGUGGAUGCUGACCAUACGGCCCCUGAGCUCCCCUGUCUAAGUAUGGACCAGUAGCCGCCCUCGCUGUACAAUGGGGCUGUUCACUCAGCUAGGGCUUCUACUGUGGAAGAACAUCACCUAUCGACGGAGAAAUAAGAUUCAGCUGUUGAUUGAGAUACUAUGGCCGCUCUUCCUCUUCCUCAUCCUCAUCGCUGUGCGGCGCUCACACCCCCCAUAUAAACAGAGCCAAUGUCACUUCCCAAACAAAGCCCUCCCCUCGGCAGGAACUCUGGCCUGGGUGCAGGGCAUCGUCUGCAACAUCAACAACCCCUGCUUCCAUCAACCCACACCGGGGGAGACACCCGGACAAGUGGGCAACUUUAACAACUCCAUACUGUCCCGUAUGCUGGUGGAGGUUCAGACGGCGUUGGCCCAAAGCCGUAAUGAGUCGGCCCUCUCCAGCUUCCAGGCACUCCGAGAAGUGGCGCAGAGAAUAGGAGAGAGGCCCGAGACAUGGCCAAAUUUGCCUGUGGGGGAGUACCUGCGAGCCAAUGAGACGUUUUCCAGCUUCCUCCUGACCAAUGGCAGCAUGCCACGUAAUGACAUCGAUGCCCUGCUGAGGGCCAGACUCAACUUCCAGGUGAUCUCUCUGGCCGGAGCGGGCAUGCGUCUGACGAACAUUGUGUGUAAUGCGUCUGUGCUGGAGCGCUUCCUGACUGUGGAGGAGGGGGACUCGAUGACCCAGCUGCAGGCCAGCCUGUGUGCCGUGGACCCAGACAUACUACAGAGGGCGGAGCAGCUCUUCCUCUCCCACCUGGACUACACCAAGAUAUUUACAAGAGAGAGACUGAGGGCCAAUCUGGGGGAACUGAGGGCUCUCAGCCAGGCCGUCAGCUCCGUGUCUCAAGAAGUGGCCAACCUCUUGGAUGAUUUUUCCAACCUCUCUGGUUUCUCUGACCUGAACUCAGAGCUACGCCUGCUCUCUCCAGAGAACCGUUCUCAGACGCCCUUCCAGAGCUUCCGUGCCUUCAGCCGCAUUGUGUGUGGCCACCCUGAGGGGGGCGUUGAGAGGAUCCCCUCCUUCAACUGGUACGAGGAUCACGACAUCAAGUCCUUCCUGGGCCGUAAUGGCACCGAAGAGGACGACAUAGACGAUGACAACAGCACAUCUCCCUUCUGCAAAAGCGUCAUCCAUGAUCUGGAGUCCAACCCCCUGUCCCGCAUCGUAUGGAGAGGAAUCAAGCCCCUCUUCAUCGGGAAGCUGCUGUACACCCCAGACACCCCCGCAGUACGGGAGGUCAUGAAAGAGGUGAAUAGGACCUUUCAGGACCUGCAGAUCCUGGAGGACAUAAGGGGGGCUUGGGAAGAGAUUGGGCCCCGCAUCAAGACCUUCAUGGAGAGCAGUGUGGAGAUACGACUACUGCAGGACCUGCUGCGUCGUACAGAGGUGGCGGUGCUGGUAAACAUGCAGCUGGAGAACACUUCCUGGACCGCCUCCCGCAUCUCUCGUUUCCUCACAACGCCCGACCCCAACAUCCCCCGCAAGGAGGGGGCUCAGCCCACCUGGUUUGACAUGUUUCAGGAUGUCAACAAUACCAUCACCACCAUGGGCCAGAUCACUGAAUGCUUCUCUCUGAAUAAGCUGGAGGGCGUGGCCACGGAGGGUCAGAUGAUUGACAGGGCUCUGGAGCUAUUGGUGGACAGGCAGUUCUGGGCGGGAGUAGUCUUCAUGCUUCCAGAUCCCUCUGCUCCCGCCCUCCCUCCUCACGUCUCCUAUAAGAUACGCAUGGACAUCGAUGACGUCACACGGACCAAUAAGAUCAAAGACAAGUUCUGGGACCCAGGCCCGGCGGCCGAGCCCUUCAGUGACAUGCGCUACAUCUGGGGCGGCUUCGUCUACGUCCAGGACCUGGUGGAGCGGGCGCUGACCCGGGUCAUGACGGGCAAGGAGCUCAAUAUGGGAGUCUACCUACAGCAGAUGCCAUACCCCUGCUUUGUGGACGACGUUUUCCUGCGUGUGUUGAACCGCUCGUUGCCGAUGUUCAUGACGACGGCGUGGAUCUACUCGGUGGCGAUGAUCAUCAAGUGCGUGGUGUACGAGAAGGAGGCGCGGCUUAAGGAGACCAUGAGGAUCAUGGGAUUGGGUUCCGGAAUGCUCUGGAUCAGCUGGUUCAUCAGCAGCUACGUGCCUUUCCUCAUCAGCGCCGCCCUGCUGGUCACCUUCCUCAAGAUGGGUGACAUCUUGCCAUAUAGUGACCCGGUGGUGGUCUUCUUCUUCCUGGCGGCGUUUGCCACGGCGACCAUCAUGCUGUGUUUCCUCAUCAGCGUCUUCUUCUCGCGUGCCAACCUGGCGUCCGCCUGCGGAGGACUCAUAUACUUCUCUCUAUACCUGCCCUACGUGCCCUGCGUGGCGUGGAGAGACCACCUCCGCACCUGGCACAGAGUACUCGCUAGCUUCCUGUCCCCGGUGGCUUUUGGCUUUGGUUGCGAGUACUUUGCCCAGUAUGAGGAGCAAGGCGUGGGCAUCCAGUGGAACAACAUGAACUCCAGCCCUACAGAGGGUGAUGGCUACAACUUCGUCAUCUCCAUCGUCAUGCUCUACAUAGACGCCUUCAUCUACGCCGUAAUGGCCUGGUACAUAGAGGCCGUAUUCCCUGGUGAGUUUGGCGUCCCCAAGCCCUGGUACUUUAUCUUCCAGGUGAACUACUGGGGAGGGGUGCCCCUGGAAGCCGGCAUGCCCAUACCCCCCGCACCUCCAAAUGAACAAGACGAGAGGUUGGAGCCGGAGCCCCAGAACCUGACUCUUGGGGUGGCCAUCCGAGACCUGGUCAAGAUCUACAAGAAGGGCGGGAAGUUGGCUGUCAAUCAUCUGAAUCUGAAAUUUUACGAGGGCCAGAUCACCUCAUUCCUCGGACACAAUGGGGCAGGAAAGACCACCACCAUAUCCAUCCUGACAGGUCUGUUCCCCCCCACGUCCGGCUCGGUGUAUGUGCGGGGCAUGGACAUCCGCUUCGACAUGGACUGGAUACGCAGGACACUGGGGGUCUGCCCUCAACACAACGUCCUCUUCGACAUCCUGACGGUGGAGGAGCAUGUGUGGUUCUAUGGCCGCCUGAAGGGGCUGGACAACCAGGAGGUGCAGGAGGAGUUGGCCACUCUGCUGGAUGAUGUCGGCCUGCUGCACAAACGACACGAGGAGUCACGCAACCUCUCUGGUGGUAUGAAGCGUAAGCUCUCCGUGGCGAUAGCCUUCAUUGGGGGUUCCAAAGUGGUGGUUCUGGACGAGCCGACAGCAGGAGUGGACCCCUACUCACGCCGCGCCAUAUGGGACCUGCUGCUCAAGUACCGCAAAGAUCGCACCAUCAUCCUGUCCACCCACUACAUGGACGAGGCUGAGUUGCUAGGCGACCGCAUCGCCAUCAUUUCGCAGGGCAAGCUGUGUUGCGUGGGCUCUCCGCUCUACCUGAAGGCCAAGCUGGGCACCGGAUACUACCUCACCGUCGUCAAGAAGGAGGUGGACAGCAGAGCACCCAGCAACAGUGCCAGUGCAGGGAAAGUCUCUCUUCCCCCCGUGUCCAGGGACAGUGAUUCGUCACUAAGUGAUGACACAGGACUUGGGAGUGAGGACAAUGGCCCUGAUGUGCCCGCCCUGGUGGCGUUGGCGCAGUACCACAUGCCAGAGUCUCGGCUGGUGCAGGACCUGGGCAGGGAGGCGGUGCUGAACCUCCCUCACCGGGCGGGCGAGGACGGCAGCCUGGCACUCUUCCUGGCAGAGCUGGAGAAGAGGCAGCAGGACAUGGGCAUCAGCAGCUAUGGCCUGUCAGACACCACGCUAGAGGAGAUCUUCCUGAAGGUUGCUGAGGAGACAGGUGUAGAUGCGGACCCCACAGAGCCAGCCGAGAGGCCAAACCCCCCCACGUCACCAGCACCACGCCAACGCUCCGUAGAACCCCCUGACGACAGAGAACCAGAGCCUAAGGAGACGGACCUGUUGAGUGAGGAGGGGCGUGCGGGGGAGCCGUAUACGGGGGUGUGGCUCACCCUGCAGCAGCUCCGGGCUCUCUUCGUCAAGAGGUGGCUCUACGCACGACGCAGCCGACGCGGAUUCUUUGCCCAGAUAGUGCUGCCUGCCCUCUUCGUCCUCAUCGCCCUGUUCUUCAGUCUCCUGGUGCCUCCCUUUGGGAAGUACCCUGCUCUGGAGCUGCAGCCCUGGAUGUACGGAGAGCAGUUCACCUUUUACAGCAAUGACGCUCCUCGAGACCCGGACAUCCAGAACCUGCUCCAGGCCCUGCUGGACCCUCCAGGGUUUGGCACCAAAUGCAUGGUGCCAAAUGCAGCGAACACGAGCUGCAAGUUGGAGCGCAACUCGCGCUUCCAGCGUCCGCAGGUGCCGUGGUCCACCUGGAAGCUGCUGGAGAAGGGCAACUUCUCUCCUGCCGACCCCUCACCACAGUGCCAAUGCAGCACAGAGGAGGUCAGACGCAUGCUGCCUGACUGCCCUGAGGGGGCUGGGGGACUGCCACCACCACAGAUGAAGCGGAUAACUGGGGACACCCUGCAGAACCUGACCGCGCGCAACAUCUCUGAUUACCUGGUCAAGACCUACCCACAGAUCCUCAAGAAAAGCAUGAAGACCAAGAAGUGGGUCAAUGAAUUCAGGUACGGAGGCUUCUCUCUUGGCGGGACGCCCCCUCAGACGGUGCCAGACAACUACAGCGUAGAGGACUCAGUCACGGCCUUCCGGUCUCAGUACAGAGUGCCAGAGAACAGCUCCUUAGACCAGCUUCUGCAGAGAUUACCAGAUGUCCUGAGCAACCUCAACCAUCAGCAGAAUGUCAAGGUGUGGUUUAACAACAAGGGCUGGCACGCCAUGGUGUCGUUCGUCAAUGUGCUGAACAAUGGGCUCCUGCGUGCCAAUCUGCCGGCGGGCGCCGACAAGAGACGCUACGGCAUCACGGCAUACAACCACCCUCUCAACCUCACCAAGGAGCAGCUCACCGAGAUGGCAUUGAUGACCACCUCUGUGGACGUCCUGGUGUCCACCUGCGUGAUCUUCGCCAUGUCCUUCGUGCCGGCCAGCUUCGUGCUCUUCCUGAUUGAGGAGCGCGUCAGCAAGGCCAAACACCUGCAGUUUGUCAGCGGGGUGAAGCCCAUACUCUACUGGCUGGCCAACUAUACCUGGGACAUGUUGAACUACUCAGUGUCGGCCAUUAUGGUGGUGUUGAUCUUCAUCGGUUUCCAGCAGCAGUCCUACGUGUCUGAGACAAACCUGCCUGCACUCAUCCUACUGCUGCUGUUCUAUGGUUGGUCCAUCACUCCUCUGAUGUACCCGGCCUCCUUCCUGUUCGAGGUGCCCAGUACGGCCUACGUGGUGCUCACCUCCAUCAACCUCUUCAUCGGCAUGAACGGCAGCAUUGCCACCUUCGUACUCGAGCUCUUCGUGGAUGAGUACUUGAACGAGGUCAACCGGAUCCUGAAGAAAGUCUUCCUGAUCUUCCCGCACUUCUGCCUGGGCAGGGGCCUCAUCGACAUGGCCAAGAACCAGGCCAUGGCAGACGCCUUCCAGAGAUUCGGUGCCAAGCAGACUCUGAAGCCACUAGAUUGGGAUUUUGUGGGCAAGAACCUCUUCUCAAUGGCUGUAGAAGGAGUGGUCUUCUUCAUCUUCACUAUUCUACUGCAAUAUGGCUUCUUCUGCAAACUCAGGCCACAGUGGGCUAAGCCUCUGCUGCCCCCUCUUGGUGGAGAAGAUGAAGACGUGUCCCGAGAGAGAGACCGAGUCCGCAACGGCCAAGCACACACAGACAUACUCUGCAUGAAGGAUCUCAGCAAGAUAUACCAGGUGGGAAGAAAGCCGGCAGUGGACCGCCUGUGUCUGGGGAUCCCUCGUGGGGAGUGUUUUGGUCUGCUGGGGGUGAAUGGAGCGGGGAAGACGACCACGUUCCGCAUGCUGACCGGUGACACCACUGUCACACACGGGGACGCCUUCCUCAGCCAGCACAGCAUCUUGAGUGAGAUGGAGCGUGUGCAUCAGCUGAUGGGCUACUGUCCUCAGUUUGAUGCCAUCAGUGACCUGCUGACGGGCCGUGAGCACCUGGAGCUCUACGCUCGCCUGCGCGGCGUACGGGAGGAGAAUGUGCAGAAGGUGGCGGACUGGGGCGUGCGUAAGCUGGGUCUGAUGCAGUAUGCGGAGCGGGAGGCAGGAGGCUACAGCGGCGGCAACAAGCGCAAGCUCUCCACGGCCAUCUCCCUCAUCGGGGCUCCUCCCGUCAUAUUCCUGGAUGAGCCCACUACAGGCAUGGACCCCAAAGCCAAGCGAUUCCUCUGGAACUGCAUCCUCAGUGUCAUCAAGGAGGGACGGGCUGUGGUGCUCACCUCACACAGCAUGGAGGAGUGUGAAGCUCUGUGCACCCGCAUGGCAAUCAUGGUCAACGGCAGGUUCCGCUGUCUGGGGACAGUGCAACACCUCAAGAACAGGUUCGGCGAUGGCUACACGAUCAUCCUGCGCCUGUUGGUGCCGUCGGAGGAGCCGUGUCCGGUCGACGCCUAUCUGAAGCACUCGUUCCCCGGCAUCGAGCUGAAGGAGAAGCACCAGAACGUGCUGCAGUACCAGCUUCCCUCCCACGCCUGCUCCCUAGCCUACGUCUUCGACGUGUUGGCCAAUAACUACGAGGAGCUGGGCGUCUCCGACUACUCUGUCUCGCAGACAACCCUCGACCAGGUGUUUGUCAACUUCGCCAAAGAGCAGAACGAUGACGACCAGCUGAGAGAAGUGACGGUGAACGGCUCUGCAGGUCAGACCGCCCCUGCCCCUGUCCCGGCCUCCGCCCCCACCACCCAGCUGCUCCCCAGCCGAACCCCCGCAGCCCAGACAGCCUCCAACCUGACCACCUCGCCCAACCACAAGUCCCAACUUAACGGCACCUCCACCUCCCCACUCAAGCCAGCCGCCCCCAGCCCGUCCCCCUCUCCCACCCACGAGCCCAGCCCCUCGCCGUCCCCCAGCCCGACCUCUCAGGCCGGCCAGUCCUCCUCGCCCAACAGGGCAGCGCAGGGCAGCCCAAGCCCAAGCCCGUCCCACGCACUGGUCGCCCCCUCGGCAGCCGCCCAGACCCAGGCCCGGCCCAGGCCCGUGUCAGCGGGGCCGAGCAGGACCAGCCAGUCACCUGAGGUCGACUUAGCCGAAAGACCGUCCAGCUCCACAGCGAGUUACAACAGCAGCAAGGACAUCCCAAUGACAGAGCUGUCGCAGCCAAAGGCCAAGAAGGAGUCCGCGGACGACAACAAUAAGAAAGGCCGCAGUAAAUCGGAGUCCUCCUCCGACAGUAAAGACCCUGCCAAACUGUUCCUGGUGGCGUCCACACAAGAGGACAGCGAGGUCUGAGGAAAGGGGAGCGGGGCUGGUUGCCUGGCAGCUGAAGUUUUAAUAGGGCGUUGUAAAAGAGAGAUAUAUACGGGGGUUCUGCAUGCCAUGGCUGGGGGUUUCGAGGGGGUGGGCGGGAUGAGGAUGAGGGUGAUUUAACGCUCCAAAGUUGUAGAUCUGGUGCCUUGACGGCCAUUUUCCGACCGUCACCACGGUUACUGUAUCGCUGAAUCCAAAAUGUCUGCUCGUUCACCUCACUCCGGUAGUGCACUGCAUAUAGCAGUAGGGAACAAAACAACACAACUCCUGGCCUGUGUAGUGAACUUACCACUGAACGAAUGGACAUUUGGGAUUCAGUAUUUGUGUCACUGUGUCUCUUCCUUGGUGUCAAUUGAGGAAGGUCAAUCUGUGUAGCUGUUACAACCUACUGAGGACUCUCUCGUGAUGUCUUGAGGAGCACAGUAGUACUGUCUUAAGUAUAUACAGAUGCAAACAAAUAAGGAGUACAAUGGGCCAAACAGGCAUGGUCACAAAAUGCUUAAACUUUUAUUUGAGUUAACUUUUAUUUUUUUUGUUUCCUUUUUAUAAUUAAAUGCUUUAAAUUCCUCAAGGCUACCUGUGAAGGAGCUAUGGUUUCGAUGCAACUAACGGUGGUGGGGAGAUUAGUAUUUUUGUGAUUAUGCUUCAUUUGGCCUGUGUACUCCUCAAAUAUCAAUGCAUUCCCCCAAAAUACUGGUUCUACUGUUACUGAAUGUUUCCAUGUUACUGUAAUCUGAUGCACUUUUAAACUGAAACAAAAUAUAUGCACUAUUGGAUAUGGUAUUGUUUUAUUUUAAUGAAACAAUAUGUGCUGGGUCUACUGAUUAUUUCCACCCUACCUACUUACAUAUAUGAUGUGGUGUCUGCCUGAUGAUGUGUAGUAGAAAUGAAUGGAGCGACAUAAAUACAGACUGUCUUUAUAUUCUACAAUAUGGUCAAGGGUAGAUUAUGUGGUGUUCGAAUUUUGCCUCUUAGUAUUUUGCCAAAGCUUCAUAAGCUUUAAAUACACUGAAAAAUUACUGAUUACAAACUUAGAGCAAGUCAGCAACGAUUAUCUACAUUUCCUAUGAAUCAAAUUGAUGCACUUCUUUUGAGCAGCAAAAGUUCAGCAACUUCAUUGAAAUUAUACACGUCACAGCUACUCUAUGGCUCAUAGAAAUUCUCGUCAGCUAGUGAACUGUGACAAGCAUCGUAACACAGUGUCAGUGAUUUACACACUGGCUACAUUCCAAUAUGCGACCUUGCGUCCUCCACUUGUGCUUGUGGCCUCGCCCUUCCUCCUGACCCCUACGCCGUGGAGAAAACAGUAAAGUUUCCCCGCUGUUAGCAUAGCCAAAACAAUUUUUGGGGGACUAUUCUACGUUCACCAUCCAGUUUGUAAAUGAGAAAAUUACUUAACAGUUGAGCCCUUGUAAGAUAUUGAAAUAGGCUGUUGUCAGUGAUGUCAUCAUGACAUAUUACUUCCUGGUACAAGGCCACAAGCACAAGUGGAGGACGCAAGGUCGCAUAUUGGAACGCACAAACUGGCUGUUAGUGGUCUGUUUGUUUCACUGAAAUUUAAAAGGUCAGAGCCAAACUACGCCAGCAAGAUUGAGGGUGGGGGGGAAAUCCACUAAAGAACUCCUUCAAGAUACUGCCUUCAUUAGGUCAGAUUUGAUAUGUUUGUUUUGUUUUUGUUUUGUUUUUUUAACCUCUUUUGAAAACGCUUUGUCUCACGUUUUAAUGAUUGUGAGACAAGUGUAAAUGCUAUAGGCUGCAAAUGCUGCACUUCUGUUACUGAAAAAAAACCCUGUUGCGAUGCAAAGCUGAGCUAGCAUGUGAAGACACAUGAUAUAGAAUGUACUGAUGAAGGACAAUGCUGUGUUAAAAUAGAAAUAUAUACAUACUUCAAUGUCGCUAUGUUAGUUUAUCAAUGUUGAGAAAAUGAAUGUGUAUAUUAAGAGAAUAUUUAUUAAUAAAUACUGUA
This is a messenger RNA of Engraulis encrasicolus (European anchovy), 9536 nucleotides long. RefSeq names its product ATP-binding cassette, sub-family A (ABC1), member 7 (gene abca7). The coding region runs from base 263 to 7552 and encodes 2429 amino acids. The record is from RefSeq and is a predicted model, not a curated record. The transcript has 49 exons. Gene Ontology annotation, biological process: phospholipid efflux; transmembrane transport; cholesterol efflux. Gene Ontology annotation, cellular component: membrane; intracellular membrane-bounded organelle. Gene Ontology annotation, molecular function: ABC-type transporter activity; ATP binding; phosphatidylcholine floppase activity. NCBI's taxonomy places the organism in Eukaryota, Metazoa, Chordata, Actinopteri, Clupeiformes, Engraulidae.